This is a messenger RNA of Monopterus albus (swamp eel), 472 nucleotides long. RefSeq names its product trace amine-associated receptor 4-like. Gene Ontology annotation, molecular function: trace-amine receptor activity. Gene Ontology annotation, cellular component: membrane. Gene Ontology annotation, biological process: G protein-coupled receptor signaling pathway. The record is from RefSeq and is a predicted model, not a curated record. The annotation marks the transcript as partial. The transcript is spliced from 2 exons. NCBI's taxonomy places the organism in Eukaryota, Metazoa, Chordata, Actinopteri, Synbranchiformes, Synbranchidae.
AUGGACACCCUGGAAGGAUCAGAAUUCUGCUUCCCACAUUUUUUCAACACCUCCUGCAGGAAGCCUGUGCAGCAUCAUGCUGAGACCAUAUUACUUUACAUCUUGCUGUCCUGCAUCUCUUUGCUCACUGUGGCUCUCAACCUGCUGGUCAUCAUCUCUAUCGCCCACUUCAGGCAGCUCCACAGCCCCACCAACCUCCUCCUCCUCUCUCUGGCUGUUACUGACUUCCUCGUCGGCCUCUUUGUGAUGCCGUUUCAAAUCUUCUUAGCAGAACCCUGCUGGUUCCUGGGUGACCUGGUGUGUGUUCUGUAUUAUGUCUUAGCCUUUUCUAUUGUCAAUGUCUCAAUAGUAAACAUGGUUCUCAUAUCAGUUGACCGUUAUGUGGCUAUCUGUGACCCUCUGCACUACCCCACCAAAAUCACUCAAAAGAGAGUUCAAAUCUUUGUUCUCCUGUGUUGGAUUUACGCUGAGA